Quercus lobata is the source of this 891-nucleotide messenger RNA. RefSeq lists its product as uncharacterized. NCBI's taxonomy places the organism in Eukaryota, Viridiplantae, Streptophyta, Magnoliopsida, Fagales, Fagaceae. The coding region runs from base 1 to 891 and encodes 296 amino acids. The record is from RefSeq and is a predicted model, not a curated record. The transcript has a single exon.
AUGGAGCUUCAACAUUGGCGGCAUUGGCGGCAUCCGUUGGUCUUCAAUGAAGACGAGAGAAGUGGACGUCUUUGUUGGGGGUGCUUCGAACCAGUAUUUGGGCCUAGCUAUAGUUGUAUAGAAAGCGAUUGCGAUGGUUACUACUAUCAUCAUAAAUCAUGUGCUGAACUACCCAUUGGGCUGCACCAUCCCUCACACCCAAAUCAUCCUCUUAUUCUCUUUGGCAUAAAUACAUAUCGUAAGAACAACAAAGAAGAAUAUGAGAGAUUUAGCAAAUGCGACGUCUGCGGAGAAAAGAGUAAUGAAUACAGUUAUUGUUGUUACCGUUGCAACUUCAUCAUUCACAUCAGAUGUUCUUCUUUAUCACUCACCAUCCAAACUGAAGUCCAUGACCACCAAUUGACCCGCAUUUGGAAGCUAAUGAAGUUCACUUGCGACUUCUGUGGCAAAGAAGGCAAUCAGCCCUACCUCUGUGUCCCAUGCGAUUUCGGUAUACAUUCACGUUGUGCUGCUUGCCCACGCAGACUGAAAGUUUAUCGUCACGACCACCCUCUCCACCUCACCCCUUCUCUUGAAGUCCAUCAAUCCGACUCUCCAAUUUGCCUACUCUGUGUUCGAAAAGUGGAUACACUCUGCCUUUACUAUUGCUCAAUAUGCGAUUUUGCUGCCCACCUCUAUUGUGCUAUGCUCCACUGGAACCGGGAGUACAUAAAUUUGCAGGAACUUAAAGAGGAGCAGUCCACCGAGUCAAAAUCUGAAGAUCCAGAGCUCCAUCAAUCCUUUGACUCAAAAAUUUGCAAAGUCAUAAAAACCACUAUGGGGGAGGAUGGAACUGAAAUAGCCACAGAAAUCAAACACUUUCAGUCACGGGCACGAUUUGAAGCUUACUGA